Molecule: messenger RNA, 687 nt
Organism: Galendromus occidentalis (western predatory mite)
Lineage: Eukaryota; Metazoa; Arthropoda; Arachnida; Mesostigmata; Phytoseiidae
Product: replication factor A 51 kDa subunit-like
Exons: 2
Coding region: 1-687 (228 amino acids)
Source: RefSeq, a predicted model, not a curated record
AUGACUAAGAGCGACAUGAAAACUUUCAAGAAGGAUAACACCGAUGGGAACCUCUUUUCAUUCACUCUCGCGGACAAUACAGCCGAUAUUAAUGUACUGGUGACAGGGGAACUCGGCCACGAAAUGUUCGAAAAAAUACAAACGGGGCACUGCUAUCAGAUAUGUGAUUUCAAACAAAGGCCCUCGCAUCCUCUGUACAAGGUCACGAACCAUACGUGUGAAUUGCUUCUGGGAAAGAUCAGUGAAGUGAGACAGAUCGACGGAGGUCAUCUCCCCAAAAAGGUUGAAAAGUACUUCACGAUAAAUCAGAUUAGAGAUACGGAGGUGGGGAAGAUGAUAGAUUUACAGGCUAUAAUCUACGACGUCGGGGAAAUUCAUUCAUACUCGGGGAAAGCGGGCGAUAUACGAAAUCGGCAAAACAUAUUACUCGUGGAUGAUUCAAGGAAGAUAGUGUCGUUGACCUUAUGGGGCUCACUGAUACACAAAGUUGAUGAUCGUGAGGGUCAAGUCGUGGAUUUCCAAAAACUCUCUGUGAAAGAGUUCAAAGCUAGGAAGAAUCUCUCCUCAACUGGGAAUACAAGCAUCCAGUUCCCAAUAAGAUCCAAUUCGAGAACACGAGAGCUCGAAGAUUGGUGGAGAAGCAACAAGGGAAAUGUGAUAUUCGAAGAGCUCGAUAUUCCCACCUAA